CCAUGAGACAUCUCGCUUUGUAUUUGUGCAAGCUAUUUUUGGUUGUAGUAGUAGUGGUACAAUUACAGCCAGUCGCCCCGUGCCUCGUAGCUGAUGCCGAUGAAAGGGAGAAGAGGCUGGAGUGGUGCCGCCUUGUGCCGCCAGGGCCACGAGCCAUUGUAUAGAGUCGUGGGAGCCAACGUAACCGUUUGCGUCGCGUUGGCCGUCUGCGCUUCUCGUUCCAGAUGCUCCAGCGCGCCACCAGUUCCUAUCUCAGACAACUCCGGCCGCCCAGGGCCAUCCUCCCCUUCCUCUUCCCCCCUCCCUUCUCCAUAUGCUCUGCGUGAAAUUGAUGGCGCCAGCACAUGUAAGGGACGCCAUGGCAUCUGGCAGUAGAUACGCGCUCGCCGCAUGAAGGGACUAGCGUGCUGCAAGACUAGAUGCAGUGCCCU
Molecule: messenger RNA, 431 nt
Organism: Tilletiaria anomala UBC 951
Lineage: Eukaryota; Fungi; Basidiomycota; Exobasidiomycetes; Georgefischeriales; Tilletiariaceae
Exons: 1
Coding region: 94-375 (93 amino acids)
Source: RefSeq, a predicted model, not a curated record